Phialemonium atrogriseum is the source of this 1300-nucleotide messenger RNA. Its product is annotated as NAD(P)-binding protein. The record is from RefSeq and is a predicted model, not a curated record. The transcript is spliced from 2 exons. Bases 408 to 1274 code for a protein of 288 amino acids. NCBI's taxonomy places the organism in Eukaryota, Fungi, Ascomycota, Sordariomycetes, Cephalothecales, Cephalothecaceae.
CUUUAUUUUUGACCUCAACAUUAAGACAGACUACCUAACCAGGAAGUACCCAAGGUAUCUGAGUAGAUAUUCGGGCAGGAAGCCACCCCUGACCCGCAAUGGUACUGGGCUGCUAGCAUUUUCGGCUCCGGCCGGCAUUCUCCCACGUUGCGAGGAAACCUGCGCGGGGGCGGGCACUCCACAGUAGCUUGCAUAUCCCGCAAGUUGUUUCCCGCUACCUCGGCAUGAUGCGACCUUCGGGAGCCCCGACCGAUCACACCCAGUAGGUAGCUUUUAGUUUUAAGACCAGACACGCGCAUUCCCAAGAUGAGAUAGAUAGCUGUUCGUACUUUGGAGCCGUGACAAAUAAAACCUCAGUUUCUUACUUCCACAGCUUAAUUCGAGACGAGGACUUCUCCUCAGCAACAAUGGCGGACAGAGUGAACCAGAUCGUCGGCCAUCUCAACUACCCCAAGGGCCUCCUACCCGGACAGGUAGCCAUCAUCACAGGGUCGGCGCAGGGAAUCGGGGCCGAAUGCGCCAGGCUGUUUGCCAACGAGGGAGCAAAGGUUGUCAUCUCGGACAUCGACGCUGGCAAGUCCCGGGCCGUUGCCGACAAGAUCAACGCCGACGGCGGCAAGGCAAUCGCCGUGCCGGGCGACCUGCUGAAUGAUGAGUACAUCAAGGAGUUGGUGAAGAAGGCAGCCGAGUUCGGUAAUGGCAAGAUCCACAUCAUCGUGAAUAACGCAGGCUUCACAUGGGAUGCCGUCAUCCACAAGAUGACCGAUAAGCAAUGGGACACCAUCGUGGCCCUGCACGCAACGGUCCCCUUCAAGCUGACCCGCGAGGCGGCGCCCUUCUUCCGGGUCCGCGACGGCGAGCCGCGGUGCAUCAUCAACAUCUCCAGCACGUCGGGUCUGCACGGCAACGCGGGCCAGCUCAACUACGCGCUCGCCAAGGCCGGCGUCACGGGCGCGACCAAGACCAUCGCCAAGGAGUGGGGUCCGGCGUUCGGCGUGCGCGCAAACACCGUCGCCUUCGGCCACAUCGAGACCCGCCUGACCGCCGACAAGGAGGCCGGCGGCUUCGUUCUCGUCGAUGGCCAGAAGGUCGCCCUCGGCAUCCCGGGCGGCCAGAAGGCCGCCCCCGCCGGGCAAGAGGCCCAUGCGGAUAUCCCGCUACGGAGGCCCGGCACCGCGACGGAGGCGGCGAAGGCCGUCUUGGCUGUCGCUAGCCCGUUGUUCGCCUAUGUCACCGGCCAGACGAUCAGCGUGACAGGAGGGCGGAAUAUCUGAGUCGUGGCAAGUGCGCAGGUCCGGGG